This is a messenger RNA of Nothoprocta perdicaria, 4340 nucleotides long. RefSeq names its product solute carrier family 38 member 2 (gene SLC38A2). Lineage: Eukaryota; Metazoa; Chordata; Aves; Tinamiformes; Tinamidae. The coding region runs from base 53 to 1555 and encodes 500 amino acids. The record is from RefSeq and is a predicted model, not a curated record. The transcript has 15 exons. Gene Ontology annotation, molecular function: L-glutamine transmembrane transporter activity. Gene Ontology annotation, biological process: L-glutamine transport; amino acid transmembrane transport.
CCGCGAGCCCGGCCGCCAAGGACAAAAGAGCGGCCGCGUCCCCAGCGUCGCCAUGAGCCACGCCGAGAUGGGCAAGUUCAACAUCUCCCCCGACGAGGACAGCAGCAGCUACAGCUCCAACAGCAACGAUUUCAGCUACCCGUACCCCACCAAGCCGGCCGCCAUGAAGAGCCGGUAUGCAGAUAUUGAUCCAGAAAACCAAAAUUUCUUACUUGACUCUAAUGCUGGAAAGAAGAAAUAUGAAACUCAGUAUCAUCCUGGUACUACUUCCUUUGGAAUGUCAGUAUUUAAUCUGAGCAAUGCUAUUGUGGGUAGUGGCAUCCUUGGUCUUUCUUAUGCCAUGGCUAACACUGGAAUUGCUCUUUUUGUGAUACUCCUGCUAUUUGUCUCAAUAUUUUCUUUGUAUUCAGUGCAUCUCCUUUUGAAGACUGCUAAUGAAGGAGGCUCUUUAUUAUAUGAACAAUUAGGAAUGAAGGCAUUUGGUAUGGCUGGAAAACUUGCUGCUUCUGGAUCAAUUACAAUGCAGAACAUUGGAGCUAUGUCAAGCUACCUCUUCAUAGUGAAAUAUGAGUUACCAUUGGUCAUCAAGACAUUUAUGAACAUCGAAGAGAACACAGGAGAAUGGUACCUUAAUGGUGACUACCUGGUGCUGAUGGUGUCCAUCAUUCUCAUUCUUCCUCUGUCCUUACUGAAAAAUUUAGGAUAUUUGGGCUAUACCAGUGGUUUUUCCUUACUUUGCAUGGUCUUCUUCCUGAUUGUUGUAAUCUGGAAGAUGUUUCAGAUUCCUUGUCCUAUGGACAGUGACAUCAUGAACGUGACUGUAAAUUCAACACUGGUACCUUUAAUAGAUGAAAACAUAACAACUGAUGACAUAUGCAAACCAAAGUACUUCAUUUUCAAUUCACAGACUGUCUAUGCUGUCCCAAUCCUAACAUUUUCUUUCGUCUGCCAUCCUGCAAUUCUUCCUAUUUAUGAAGAACUGAAAAGCCGAAGCCGUAAAAGAAUGAUGAAUGUGUCCUACGUUUCUUUUUUUGCCAUGUUUCUCAUGUAUUUAUUGGCUGCUCUCUUUGGAUACUUGACAUUUUAUGGAAACGUUGAACCAGAAUUGCUUCAUACCUACUCAGCUUAUCUGGGUGCUGAUGUUCUUCUUCUCAUCGUACGGCUCGCAGUACUUAUGGCUGUAACCCUAACUGUACCUGUAGUUAUUUUCCCAAUCCGCAGUUCUAUUACCCAGCUGCUGUGGGCAGGAAAAGAGUUCAGAUGGUGGCGUCACUGUGCGAUUACAGUUGCUCUUCUGACGUUCACCAACGUGCUUGUUAUCUUUGUCCCUACCAUUCGGGACAUCUUUGGAUUCAUUGGUGCAUCUGCUGCUGCCAUGCUGAUCUUCAUACUCCCAUCUGCAUUUUAUAUCAAACUAGUCAAGAAGGAACCAAUGAAGUCAGUGCAGAAAAUUGGGGCUGCACUCUUCUUUCUGAGUGGUAUACUUGUGAUGACUGGGUGUAUGACACUGAUUAUUUUAGAUUGGACCCACAAUGAUGCAUCUGAUGGCCAUUAAUUGUCCUGGUUUAAUCUGUAAAACUCCACUUCAAAUGCCAGUGUUCACUCAGAUACCUACCGAGAGUGAAAAUGAGCUAUUCAGCUUCCUUUAAAAUGCAGAUUCUUUGUUGCUGGUUCUUCUGACUGUAGAAUACCUGAACCUUGUCUUUAAGAAACUAUUCUGCAUGAUGGAAAUGGAUAUUAACAUCAAGCCACAGGAGUGUCUGGCUGAAGGAAGUGACAAUUUUAUUCCAUUCCAGAGAAUGGACAGAACUCUCUGUAGACUUUUAUCAAGCCAUGUUUGGCUUUUGUCAUUGUUACUUGGAUAUUUUGUUAUUUUACUUGAAUGUGCCUAAUGGAACCAUUUGAUGUGAGAAAUAACUCGUAAUUUACAACAAAGUGUUUGACUAACCAAUGAGAGAGAGAAACACUAUUAUUUUUUGUACCAAAAAUUCUUAUGGACCUCAAAAGCACUAUUUUGACUUUAAGAAACAUUUUUCUAAAGAGAAGGAAUAACACAAAGCUCUCAAAAAUAUUUAAUCGGUGUCCUAAAUUAUAUAUAACAUGCCUUUCUGUAGAGGCAGAAUUAGAAAGUCUUAUUUUAAAAAGUAAUGACCAAAACAGAAAAAGAACAACCAAUUUAAGUCGAAAACCUCUUCGUUACAAAUGCUUUCGAUAGAAUUCACUUAACUUGAAGUGUAGUGAAAAUAAUUCUCAAUAUCUUUACUCAGUUUACGUGAGUAACUACAAUUUAUCUUAGUUUCUGAAAAUGGUAGGGAAGCUCAAAUUUUCAAGCUUUAAAAACAAUUCAGAAUGGGUAGAUUUGAGAAAAGUAUAGUUAAUGUAGAACCUAUAAAGACGGUGUUGACAUUUCCCUUCUUGAGGUACUCAAUAGUGCAAUUGGGUGAAACAGGGUUUGGGGGUUUUUUGUUUUUGUUUUUGAUUUCUUUCAAUUGCAAAUACAACCUGAAUGGCACUGGAGCACAUCAUGCCAUUAAUACAGAACUCCCUCCUGGAGUCUUCUGUAUCCGUUUAUAAGGUCCACUGUCAGUUGUAGCUCUAUUUGGUGUUUUUUUCUGCCCAAUCUGUCUUGGAACAUGCCAUAAGAAAAUUUUUGUUAAACUACUAAUGUAGUUUACUAGUUGUAUAAUAUUCAAAAACUGUACAGUAUUUCUCAAAUUACUCAUCCGUUAUUGGAUUAUGAAUUACUUGACUAUUUUGUUUAUAAGUCAAAUCCACAAAAUAACUGCACCAUGCUUGGUACCAACUCUCUUCACAUACACAACUGGGAUUCCUCUUGCAAUUUAUACUGUAUAGUAGUACUAAAGAUAACCUCAUAGGCUGGGUAGUCAUCUCAUACUUGUUUGCUUCAGAAAUAGUAGGUUUCAUAUGAACCCUCGCUAGCUAGCUAAUAAAACAGGUGCUGUAUGGUUGUGAUUAGCUGUUUCAUUUCUCUUGCAUGUUUACUCCUUCAUUCUUAUCCCAGGUUGAAGAGAAAUAACACUUUUAUAACGGCAUACUUGGCUUAUAAGAGGUUCUCAGACAUGACGAUAUUGAGUACGAGAGCCUAGGUAGAGAUUAUUAAUGAAAUAGUCAUGGCAAUGUGGUCAGCUGUCUUCAUCUAGCUUAAAAUGUUCUUUCUAAAAAUAUGAUUUACAAGAUCUGCUUAGUAGUUGUGUCACAGGGAAUAAGUAAGGGCAUGUAAUCCAUUUGUUAAACAGCUCCUGAGAUGUUUUGCUCUUCUAGAAUCAAUCAGGAACCAACCUAAAUUAUAGUCACUCUUUGUCAGGUAAUGUCAAUCUCUGCCCAGCCAUUUAGAAUCUAUGAAAAAGGUGAGAAUAUUUUGUAUCAAUAUUUCUGCAUGACUAAUGCUACAGGUCACUAUUUCUGUAAUAUUUAGCUAUAAUGAGAAGUUAGAUUCCUCAUCUGGUUCGUAUCUUUAGUCCAGUGGUACUCAACUGGCAACUAACAGUCCUGGAGUCAGCACUGACUAGAGCUCCUAGGUACUCUCUGCCUCAGGUACUUGGCACCGUGAUACCUGACCUGUGUACGGGUGUGCUCGGCACGCGCCUCGGCACUCGGCAGCUUUUCCUCUUCCCUCUGCGUACCUGUAAAGGUGGGAGAGGAUUAAAAUGUUCUCUACCUUUGAGCAAUUUGUAGCACAAGGGAUGAAGCACUUCCCUUGCCAGCACUAAAAGGGGAGUGAGAAACAGCCUCCCUCCUCUCAGUAACCAUGCAGGAGGAAGAGGGGUAGGUGAGCAGCUACUGCACAGCCCUUCUUGGCAGCCAAAGAGGAGGAAGGUUUUGUGGUGACAGCUCCUCGUGCUGUGUCAUAUGUGUCACUUAAUUCUCUUAAUGUAGCAACUUGUGGCUUUUACAUGGUGUAUCAUAUGUGAUGGCUGACUCUCCAGCUGCUGCAGUUGAGUUCCACUUGGCUGGGCUGAUUUCCAAUAUAAGAAUAAUUGUCCACACCUGUCUGCUUAAAAGUUGCCUAAAUAACAAACCACCUGAAAGAGCAGCUUCAGUAUUAAACCACUGUUUUGUCACCUCAGUUAGACAUUACUGUCUUCCAUGGUAUUUCAGUCAUAAGUGUAACAUGUUAUUUAUAAAGCAUUAAUCCAUUAAAACUAAGCCUAUUUUUCAAUAUUUAUGAUAGUCUGUGUACAUAAAACUGUAUGUGUGUAUAUACUGUAAGUAUAGUGUAUAUAAUGUAGGUUUGGGAUUUGGGAUAUGUGUAUAUAUUCCUCUCUCAUCGAUUAUUGCGUCAUUUCAAUGAGUUGUUCAUGUUGUACAUCUGUAUCAGA